AUGGAAAAGCUUCCUGGCUUAAAAGACUUCUUUAUUCUAUCUCGAACGCUAUCUUCAUCUGGUGCCAAAAUCUAUGACAUAGCCUUGCCAUUGCUCAAGCCUGAGCAUGCUCAGGAGGUUAUACUUGAACUAGCUAAUCGGGGACUGCGGGAAGAUUCAAAGGAAAGGGUUACGAAGCUCUCUCCAUAUCUUGAAGUUCACAUCAGACUUCUUGGUGUUGUUGGCCGCUUUCUCGAGUCUAUGAUAUUUGAGAUGGCUAUUCUUGGUUGGGCUGCUCAGAAUGAUCAAGACGUGUUCGGCGAAAAAUUUCACUACGAAGGAUUCCGUUACUUCUUGAGAAAUAUGCAAUACCAAUCGGAACAUUGCCGGACACUUCUUUUGCAAACACAAAAACAUAUUGACAAGAAAUACCACCGUUACUUCAAGCAAUUCGAGGAAGAUGAAAAUCGCGACCUUGUUCCUGAGCUGGUGGCAUAUUCUUUGUUUGAAUGGCCUGUGGACCGUACAACCACACUGGGAAAGAGGAAACGAUCAGUUGAUGAAUUGGAGAAGAAGGACAUGCUGUUCUUAGAUGGAGACAGCAAAAUUAAACUGCCAUUUAUCACACUCGCUCAUCUCUAUGGUCUUCUGAACCCUAAUCGCAUUGCAAAAGUCCGGCUCCUCGAUUCCUUGGAUAGCGCACUCUCAUGGGGACAAGCAGAGUAUCUGACUCUCUCUGUGAUCGUGUUUAAACUUUGGGCGAUCCACAGAAGAUUAGUUACUGAAGGAGAAAUUAAGGAAAAUGACGAAGGCUACUGUCAGCUUUCUGAACUUGUACCGCUACGGGAGAACCAGUCAGACAUCCAUAUCAGGUUUCCACCUUGGUUUGUAAUUCGUAAGACUGAGCACCGAGUCAAUAAGGAAAGUUGGCAAAGUUUUUAUCUAAACGCUCGUUCGCAGUCAACAAAUGAGAAUGCUGUUGAAAGCAAAUCAGCGUUAAUGUUUCCAUCAUACCUUUUGAAAACUGAGCGCGAUAAGUGUCCUAACGAGAGAGAAUAUAUUUUCAUCAUUUUUACAGAUUACAAGGAGCGUGGUGAUGUUGGCCUGGGCCCUAAGAAUAACGAGCUCAAUUUGGCAUCGCCCGAAAUGUCUGUAGUAACUGUAUACUCCACUACGGUUCAUCAAUAG
Molecule: messenger RNA, 1167 nt
Organism: Funneliformis mosseae
Lineage: Eukaryota; Fungi; Glomeromycota; Glomeromycetes; Glomerales; Glomeraceae
Source: the annotation of a GenBank genome assembly